CAAGUUAACCCACGAAAACGUCUCACAUACACGUAACACAAGUACGGUAUUACAUAAAGGACUGUCAGUAAAUUCAACCCAAGACGAAAACAAUAAUGUGAAUAUUACAGAUGGUGUUCAAUGUGAUUACAGUCAUCAGGUGAAGAAAACAGUGACAAAAACCAAUGUGACAAUUUCGUGUUUCCACCCUGAUCUAUAUCUUUUUGGACAACAUGGAUCUGUGGGAUGGCCUCCUGGCACUUCUGGCUGUAUUCUCUACAAGCCUUCCUCAGGUCACAGCUCUGCAGUCAUCUGCAUGUUAUGGAACUGCCAACAACUUCCUGGAAAUGAACUGUGAAGAUGGGACUGUAAUCAAGGUGACCGAGGUCCUGUAUGGAGCUAAGCUUAAGGCUGACAACUGCCCAGUCCCAACUGUCAACACAAACCAUGACCCAGCCUGUUGCUACCUCACAGAAACAACCUGUGCCUUCUCUCUCCCAGGGGGUGUUGAUGAAAGGACAGACCCCUACAAGGCAGUGUGUGCUGGUCUGACAACUUGCUCCAUGCAGACCCAGUGGCUGGACACAACAGGACACUGCAGUGAGGACUACAUGUCACACACAAACUUCAUGCAACUCACUUACAUCUGUCUGAAGGGAAAUUCCAGUCAACCAAACAAUGUAGCAGCAUCGAGCAAACCAGCGACAACAGCAGCUACAACAACAACAACCACCACAGCAACAACAACCACCACAGCAACAACAACAUCCAGAGCACCAAGUACACAAAAGAGAGGAAGUACCACUGUGACUAAGACACCUGACUAUGACCUGUAUACAGGGACAUCUUCUAAACCAACCAAAGACGCAACACCAAGGUCAGGACCAGAACAUCCAACAUCAGAUCGAACUAACAAACCAUGGUCUAGAUCUAACUUGUCAAAUCCUGGGUCUCGAUCAUCCCCCCACAUGACACCCUCCCCAUCCCCAGGGAAGCACGUGGAGAUGGAUGUGACCUUCACAACCACCACUGCAACUGUCAAGUCAUCAUCGUCAGCAUCAACAUCCAGUUUUGCAUUCACCACAGGAAUGAUGGGAGGGAUGACUGCAGCCAUUGUUGGACUAAUGCUGACCAUCUUUGGCUUCAUCUUUUACUGGGGCAGGAGGAGAAGGAAGCUGUCUACCACCAAAGCCAACAACAGCAGCACCGUUUGGGAUUUCCUCCUAGCUCACACGGUUGCUGCCCGCACAUUCCGACGACGACAAUUUCAGCAACAACCGAGAGUCUGUUAGCUCUGAGACAGAUGCAACAACUGGCAAAACAACAUGGCUGCCCAACAUCCGUGUAGAACCAAGCCCAGACACACAGUCCGUGACCUCAGAUGAAAACUGCAGCAUCGUGAACAUCAACACCCUUGGCACGAUCAGCAGCAGACACAACCGCUCUGAGGCAUAGACAUCCAGAGACUGGUAGUUCAUGUUGGCAGAAGAUCUAUCAAUUAUGUGAAGUCAUCUCCACAAACACUAUCAGUACCAGAUGAAGGAUUGUCUUGUACUUAACAUGAUUAACACUUUAAACCAAGAACAACUUAUGUGAUGAGUCAAUAAUUGUUGACAAACCUGAAGACAGUGGUGUACAUGAGUUUGUCCUCUUGACUUUACCCCACUUGUUGCACCAGAUACAACUGUGAGGAGUUCCUACCUUCAAAGAAGGAGAAAGAGGUGUAAAUCUAGUGUAUUAUAGUAGUAUCUUCUACAUUGCUGAAUGCACUGAACACAUUUGCCUCCACAUCUAAAUUUUAAUGGCAUGACUCAAAAUAGACAUUUAUGCACAUACAAAUAACAUCAACACACAUUUAAAUGAUAACUAUACACAAACAUUUUGUUUACAUGGUGUACAAAUAUUUUCACAAACUAUAUAUUCAAGAAAAACAAUGCAAAGAGGGAACUCUUACCUGUAAUGAAAACUGAAUCACUGAUGGGUGUCAUUUUCAAUACUUUUCAACUUUCAAAAUGUUGUUUCCUAUCUCUUUGAAGGAAAUAUCAAAAUGGGCAUCAACAUCACCCUCAAUUGUAUUUGUAUAUAUUUUAUACUUCUAUUUUUAGUUGUACAUAUUGUUAAAACUGGGAGACCAAGUCUCAUGUUGGUAUUGACUGUAAAUACAUCUGUCCAACAGAUUGCUUUGUGCAUACAGCUUAUGAAACGGUCAAGGUUACAGAUAGGCCUGCUACACAGCAACAUAGAAAACCUCAUUCACAGCCUAACAUGUAAUAAUAACAUCCAGUGUCAAGUCAGACUUGAUGAGUGAAGAAAUGUUUUUCUUUAUUACAGGAUCCUAAAAUCUUGUUUUUCAGAACUUGUUAACAUUCAGCAUAUCUCAUACCCGAAGCCGACUGAAAACCACUCGGACCCACAGCUAUUCUGCAUGUCCUUAUGACCGACAGCUUCUUCAUCCCAAAUAACUAAAAGUAUUAUUUCCAAAUUAAAAUAUUGGGCCUACACAUUCUGAUCAGGACCCACAGCUUUUUUAUGGUUUUGGGUCCUUAGGGCCUGCAGCUUUUCAGGGUUAAGGGGAAACACUGCAUCCUGGCUUAGUUAUUGAGACUGUGCAAUGGCUUAGACUACUAAAGCCACCUAUACCUUCCUCUUGUUGGGAGAGUCCACAAACACGAAUUACUAGCUGACAAAAUGUUAGAACAUUGGAUGUGCUAUGACAUGUAUGAGGUGAUAUAGAACUAUAUUGGUGUGCAUCAGGCUGAUCACAAGCUCAUUAUGGAAUAAACAUGUUAAUGCUGAAA
Molecule: messenger RNA, 2777 nt
Organism: Haliotis rubra (blacklip abalone)
Lineage: Eukaryota; Metazoa; Mollusca; Gastropoda; Lepetellida; Haliotidae
Product: nuclear pore complex protein DDB_G0274915-like
Exons: 5
Coding region: 213-1271 (352 amino acids)
Source: RefSeq, a predicted model, not a curated record